CUGGAGAAGGGUAUUCCCUUGCCACGCCCCAGCAUUGGUGGAACUAAGCGAGGUGGAGUCCUGGCGUACUUUGAGGGCACAUACCUGGGAAUAGACUGCACUUGCUAAAGGAUCGAGCUUUCCAUCUGGAAUUGCCACUCAGCGCUGGGCAAAGUGAGGGACUGAGACACUGGGAACGUUGUAUCUCGGGGGUAGAACUCUAGCCUCUGAACCAGAAGAUUGUGGAUUCAAUGCCGGGGAUUUGAGGCCACAAAAGUUAGGCUGCCACACUCCUGUGCAGUUUUGAGGGUGCGUUUCACUGUUGGAGGGCCAUCUUUCAGACUCAUUAAGACUGGCACCAUGUCGCAAUCUAAGGUCAAAAAAUCUUCAAGGAAGGUGACUGAUGCUCCGAGUGCUGCAGGAGUCUACACAGAUUCACUUGGGUUUGCUGCUAUGGAUUACAAUGUCCCAGGCCUGUCCAAAGUUAUCCUUUCAAAACUGAAUAUGGAAAGUUAUGAUGAUUACAGAGCUGCGUUGGAGGGAAGGAAAUAUGCAUCGGAUUUUGGAAUCCGUACUUACCGGGAGAUGUUUCAGAAGAUGGAGGACACAUUUAAAUUCUGCGCAGAGUGCAAGAAGCUUCCGGAAGCUCUGGCAGAUCCCAGGGUUCUGCGACGCUGCAAAAGAUGUCAGAAUGUUUAUUACUGCAGGACAGACUGUCAACGAGCAAGCUGGCCAGUGCACAAGAAGUUAUGCAAGAAAUUAAAGUGGGCGGCGACUGAUCGACUGAUUGAGUGGCUCGUGUUCACAGGUGACAUUCCUUUUCCAAGUCUAAACUGGACGCAAGCUGUGUCGGAGGUAAACGGUUGGGAUGCGUGGUUCUUAAUGCAAGAAGACCUGGAUAGCAAACUAAGCACCAUUCUGAAUUGUAAGCACAUGAAGAUAUUGUGGGAAAAUGCUGGAAAGCCACAGCCUGAAGAUGAGGAGCUACGAGCAUCCAUCAAACGGGUGACCACUGACUUUCUGGCAAGGCCGGUUACGAUUGGAUUCGCCCUGCACCGUUUUGGCAUUGACCCCUGUGAGAGGCCCAUCACCAUUCACAUUGUUGGUGCCUCUCACACAGAGACCCUUAAUGCCAGGCGUACGGAUUAUGAUGAGCUGACUCGUAUGUUUCCACACAACGAUGGCAUCGAGGUGGUCAUGAUUGGGCCCGAGGUUGUGGCAGGGCCAACUCUCUGGCCUCCCUUGGAGAGCUACGCUGGCAGGAGGCGGGUGUAUCUGAGCGGCUGGAAGGGGCUGUACCAUGUGUACUGGGAGACGAUGGUGGAGCCAGGACGUGCUGCCCGGCCUAGUCUGGUAGUAGGAUUUCAUCCAGGGUUUCAUGUUUCACAGGGUUUAGCUGAGGGAUGGCUCCCGACUCUUCUACUACUGAGGGACUACAAUAUCCCAUCUCUCUUUACAAUGUACAGCGACCAGGAAUUGAAGUAUUCCCUUGAGAUCCUUCAGGAGCUGGAAACCCGCAUCAUUGGUUACGGGCCGAAUCCUUUUGCCUCCCUGAAACUAGAGCAGGUGCAGUCCGAUCCCAACAAGCAGUUGGUCCACAGCAACUCCAGCUUCCUGAUGUUCCAUGGAGUUACUGAGUCCCAGGAUGCAAUGGGUGAGGAGGACCUGGGUCAAGAGAACCCCCUUCCAAACCAGUCGGAGUGACAGGCACAUGUGUAGACAUUGAAAGGAGGAGGACCUUCUAUCGCAAGGAAAACUUACCCAGUUUCAUUUUGAAAAUAAGCUAAAUCAAGCACAAAAAUAGAACAAUUUUAUUUCAUGAAUUGUAGAAGGCCAUUCAACCUUGUUAACUCCGAAACAGCUGGCUAAUCACCCUGCUUAACCUACUUUUUGCUCAUAGUUAAAAAUCACACCAGGUGACAGUCCAACAGGCUUAUUGGAAGCACUUUCGGAGCGCAGCUCCUUCAUCAGGUGGUUGUCAGAAGCAGAGGCUGACAGCUAAGUUCGGUAUCUAUGCGGACGGCCUCAACCGGGACAUUGAGUUCAUGUCACACCACAGGUGACCUCACUGCACUACACACACAGACACACACAAGCACAACAAACAGA
Molecule: messenger RNA, 2088 nt
Organism: Chiloscyllium plagiosum (whitespotted bambooshark)
Lineage: Eukaryota; Metazoa; Chordata; Chondrichthyes; Orectolobiformes; Hemiscylliidae
Source: RefSeq, a predicted model, not a curated record